UUUUUCCCUUUUUUUCUUUCUUCAUAUAUUUUUUUUUUUUAAUUUUUUUUUUUUUUUUUUUGGAUUCUUGAAAAAUGAGCACACACCGUAAAAAAAAACCAGUGGAAUUUCAUUUUGUAGAUAUGAAUGAUCCUGAUCGAUACAAGAAGCUAAAGGUCGCUCGUGCUUGUGAUUUUUGUCGUCGUCGCAAGUCAAAAUGCGAUAUCGGUAUUCCAGGUUCCGGCACUUGUUCAAAUUGCCUAAAACACCAAAUGGUUUGCAUCUUUUCUCCUGUUACAACUACCCGGGGAAAUGAAAUUAUACGCCCUGAGCCACAGUUCAACAUGUAUGACCAAUUCCUGAUUAGAUUCCCUUUACUUUUAAUAAAAGACGGGCAAGCCGGAUAUGAAACGAACCUAAUUGAGACUCCUCCUCCUCCUCCUUCACCAAUACAACAACAACAACAACAACAACAACAAAUCGACACUGAACCGUCCAUUAAUUUGGAAUCAAAGCUAUUUGAACUCUAUUUUGACCAUAUUCAUCCCGCAUACCCAGUUCUGUUAAAGCAGUCGGUCAUGAACAUACAUUCUCAAGACAGAUUAUUACUUUCCAGAGGCUUGCGUUACGCUAUCAUGGCAUUAGGUUCAUAUUACUUUCCAUCACAUUCAUUACCGUCCUUAUAUUCGAUAGCACAACAAGAAGUAUCAACAUUAACACCCCGGUUAGACUCUGUACAUACAUUGCUUUUAUUAUAUAAACAUGACGAAAUUCAUACUUCAUCUGGCCACGGCAUAUAUUUUUUAGAAAGAGCGCAAGAAAUGAUUGGUCAAAUACAAUCACUAGUGCCUCAACAUCAAGAAAUGAUUAACCGUGCUCGGUGGAUCCUAUUUAGUUCCAUUGGUUUCUCUAACCUAUCCGAUCCGAAUUUCAACAAUUUAUACACCAUGAUUGAUUGGAUGACUUCCAAAAUGCAAAAUAGAAUUAAAUAGAAUAGAAUUAACUCCGGGAAUUUGAUUUUCCGAGUUAAUUUUUUUUUGUUCCAAAACCAU
Molecule: messenger RNA, 1031 nt
Organism: Mucor mucedo
Lineage: Eukaryota; Fungi; Mucoromycota; Mucoromycetes; Mucorales; Mucoraceae
Exons: 2
Coding region: 75-971 (298 amino acids)
Cellular component (GO): nucleus
Molecular function (GO): DNA-binding transcription factor activity, RNA polymerase II-specific; zinc ion binding
Source: RefSeq, a predicted model, not a curated record